Molecule: messenger RNA, 984 nt
Organism: Zygotorulaspora mrakii
Lineage: Eukaryota; Fungi; Ascomycota; Saccharomycetes; Saccharomycetales; Saccharomycetaceae
Gene: BET2
Product: Rab geranylgeranyltransferase BET2
Exons: 1
Coding region: 1-984 (327 amino acids)
Biological process (GO): protein geranylgeranylation
Cellular component (GO): Rab-protein geranylgeranyltransferase complex
Molecular function (GO): Rab geranylgeranyltransferase activity
Source: RefSeq, a predicted model, not a curated record
AUGGCAAGCAAGGAACGAGGUACGUUGCUAAAGGAAAAGCAUGUUAGGUACAUCGAGAGCCUGGACAAGAAACAAGACACUCUCGAAUUUUGGUUGACUGAACACUUGAGAAUUAAUGGGGUAUAUUGGGGCCUGAAUGCUCUCUGUAUGCUGAGAUCCAAAGAUGUUUUCAACAGGGAAGACCUGAUUAAAUUUGUACUAGGAUGCUACGUUGAGUCUACUGGAGGGUUUGCAGCAUUUCCUCGUCAUGAUGCGCACUUAGCUUCCACUUUAUCAGGCAUUCAAUUACUAAAAAUGUAUGAUGCCAUAGACAGUCUUUCUAAAUCACAAAUUGACAAGUGCGUUAAUUUCAUUAAGAGUAACCAAAUGAAAGAUGGCUCAUUUCAAGGUGAUCGAUUUGGCGAAGUUGAUACAAGGUUUGUGUAUACUGCUAUAAGCUCCUUGUCGAUUCUAGAACGCCUGACGCCAGAAGUAGUGGAUCCAGCGGUCGACUUUAUUCUUCGCUGUUACAAUUUUGACGGUGGAUUUGGUCUGUGUCCUGGUGCAGAGAGUCAUGCAGCUCAAGUAUUUACUUGCCUCGGGACUCUCGCUGUUGUGAAUAGAUUGCAAGACUUAACCAAGGCACAGGUCGAUGAAAUUGGAUGGUGGCUCUGCGAAAGGCAAGUCCCAGAAGGUGGAUUAAAUGGUAGGCCGAGUAAGCUUCCGGAUGUAUGCUACAGCUGGUGGGUUUUAUCAUCAUUAUCUCUCAUAGAUAGACUCGAAUGGAUUGAUUUUGAGAAGUUACGUGGCUUUAUUUUGGAUUGUCAAGAUGAGAAAAGGGGUGGCAUUAGUGAUAGACCUGACAAUGAGGUGGAUGUAUUUCACACGGUUUUUGGAAUUGCAGGACUCAGCUUGAUGGGAUUCGAGGAUUUGGUUCCUAUUGAUCCAACUUACUGCAUGACGUAUGAUAUCACAAACACUAUUAAAAAAUAUCCAUACAAUUAG